Anneissia japonica is the source of this 5746-nucleotide messenger RNA. RefSeq lists its product as uncharacterized. The record is from RefSeq and is a predicted model, not a curated record. Gene Ontology annotation, molecular function: protein binding. The transcript has 20 exons. Gene Ontology annotation, biological process: signal transduction; regulation of apoptotic process. Bases 148 to 4233 code for a protein of 1361 amino acids. Lineage: Eukaryota; Metazoa; Echinodermata; Crinoidea; Comatulida; Comatulidae.
UGCAAAUCUAGCCCAAGAUUUCUGAUCGUUUUGGUAGGCUGGCUUUCCGAUCCGAAAUCUACCAACCAAAAUGCUGUACGCUUUGCAGUACAGAACUGAAUAUUUCCUCAGAUAGUUCUGGAAUUUUGAGAGUACAAAUUGCUUAACAUGGCAUUGUCUGAAGAAGUAUACCUUAAGAUAGUACUUGACAUAUCUUAUGGACUAGUGGCAGAGGAGCCAGAAGAUAUCAAGUACCUAAGUCGUGCCUUUCUAUCACCAGAUGAACUGAAGGAUAUAAAAAACUUCAGAGACCUUGCUUCAAAAUUAGAGGAUAAAAAAGUAUUCAGCGAACACAAUCUUCAGGAGCUUAAAAGACUGUUACGCGAGAUUAAUCGACUUGAUCUUGUGCAUAUGGUGGAAGAAACUGAAGCAAAGUAUGUGCUUCCGGAACAACCUAGAAAUAUUACAAAGGUUCAUGCUGAAUCCUUAGACAAAGUGCAUCUGGUACACAAAUGCAAACUCUACCACGUUUCGCUAUCAGUUGUUUGCAAUGAUAUUUUUGAGCAGAUUACUGAUGCAAUAGUUGUAACGACUUUCAGCAAGAGUGUGGGCAAGAUUGAAGUUUCCAUUGGAAACAGAGCAUUAAAUCUUGCUGGAUAUCGUGCAAGUCAGGAAUUUGAUGAAAAAUUAGGAAAUUUGGAAAGUGAUCAUAUUAUUACAACUCCAGGCGGAAAUCUUAAAUGCAAGUAUAUUGUUCAUAUUGACUUCCCAAGUGGUAGUAAUACCUUGAAGUGGUGGUCUGUCCUAACAAGGAACAUUAUCAAAUCACUGCAACAGUGUGAAAAGCCUCUCAGAUGUGUGUCUAUUACCAUCCCACUCUUGUACAGCAACAGUAUGAAAAAUGAUUCUAAAUGUGCAGACAUCAUUGUCUCAGCAGUUCUUGAUUAUUUGGAACACAUGUCUAGCAGAUCAAGUAUUCAAGAAGUGAUAUUUAUUGAUGCAAUCAAGCAGAAGGCAGCUUGCCUCAAGGAGACCUUGGAAAGUAGAGUCAAAGAGAGAAAAGAUGCAAAGGUUUAUCAAAUACCAACUCAGUUAAUGUGCGAAUACAUAUAUCCUGUCACGCAAACACGCUUAAUUGUUGCUAGUGGUGACCCAAAGAAACAGCCUGCCAAUAUUCUUGUGAAUCCUUCGGCUGAUUUCACAGUUGCUUCUUCUGGAUUAACUGCAAGAAUCCUUAUUGAAGCUAGUCUGCCGUUUGAGGUAAUGCAGAAGGCAUUUAAUAGUCCUGGGAUGAAUCUGGUUGUAACGUCAGCAGGAAAGCUUCCAUUUCAAUAUCUCUACCAUGUACGAGGAAAUAAAGAAAAUACCACCACAGACUAUACUCAACAGCGUCUUCAGAUCGAAGCAUGUACCCUUGACUCACUAAGGAGGGCUGAAAGACAUGGCCUAAAAUCAAUUGUGCUUCCAAUGAUCUACAAUCGGUAUACAAGUAUCGGGCGGUACCAAUGCGCACACAUCAUGCUUGAUGCCAUUGGUGAUUUUGUGAACAAGUAUACGCCCAAAAGUGUUAAAGAGAUUUAUUUUUAUACUGGGUAUCAAUCUGAUGCUCUGAAGCUCAAGGAGAACCUUAUCUAUCUUUAUGGGAGGAAUGUUAAUGUACAAAGUCAAGUUCCUCUUGAAGUGUUAGCAAGAGGUCCAGAGGCUAAAAGUGCGUUUAUUGAUGCAAUACAAGAGGGCAGCAAACCCAUCUACCAAACACGCCUAAUGCUUGUUGGACCAGAGCGUGUUGGUAAAACCAGUCUCACCAAAGCCCUUACAGAACAAGAAUUUGACGCUACUGAAGAAGUUACAGAUGGCAUUGAAGCGUCAUUGUCAUGCACACUCAGUGUUAAGCAUACCACCAACUGGAAACCAAAACUUCCUGAAGAUACAAUAAGUGAAGCAAGGCAGCAGUAUUUGAGAGCUGUUGCAGAACAGAUGGCAGAAAAGCAGAAGGUACAAAGAGAACCACCAGUAUCUCAGCCAACAAAGAAAGAUGAAAUCAAGGCACUUGAAAUUGUAGAAGUACCGGAUGUUACAUCACCUGAUGAAAUUGAGCAAUCCUUUGACCAGAUGACAAUAUCUCAAGACUCUCCAGCUUCUGAAGGUGAGGUGAAUACAAUGGCCUCAUCACAAGGUGAUUCAGCUUCAGUAACUACACCAGAUGUUCUUGAAGAGGACCUUCAACUUGUCAUAAAAUUUCUCCAAGAUAAAGAAAAGCAAGGAGAAAAUGAAGGGUUAGAGCAGACACUUGAUGACUUGACUCUGAGUAUCUGGGACUUUGCCGGACAAGAUCUCUACUAUAUCACUCACCAGGUGUUCUUGGUAUCUCGUGCUAUCUACAUCAUUUGCUUCAAUCUUUGUCAUGACCUCCAUGCACCCGCUAAAGUUGGGAUAUAUAAGCGAGAGGGUGGUAAGGUUAUAUUUUCUGAACAUCAUAUGAGCCUCUUGGAUUUCAUCAUCUUCUGGUUACGGUCGAUCUACUCAAAUACCACCGAAAACAAAUCAGUGGCAAGUCAAGAGCAGUUGUCACCACCAGUGUUCAUUGCUGGCACACACAGAGAAAGCUUACCAGGAAAUGCAGAAGAGAGACAGGCGCUAGUAGAUGAGAAGUUUGCAGUUAUCAAGGAGGCAUUAAGAGGGACCCCAUACGAGGACCAUGUAGUGAGCAAGUACUAUGCAAUUGAAAACAGCCUUAGGUCACCCCUGGAUCAAGCUGUUGUUCACUUGAGGGAACACAUUACCAAGGUUGCUAAGUCAGAGCACUACAUGGGGGAGAGAAUCCCCAUUAAGUGGCUAUACUUCUUACAUGAGAUUGAGCAGUUGCGCAACAAACAAACACACUCAAUCAACUUCACAGAGGUGAACGAACUAGCUGCAAAGUGUGGUGUCAUCCAAGAAAUUCAACUGUUCACUAUGUUGCAUUUCUACCAUGACCUGGGAAACAUCAUCUACUAUGGUGAACGGCAUACACCAGGCAGUGCUCUCAAUGAUAUCAUCAUCCUGAAUCCUCAUUGGUUGAUAUAUAUCUUUAGGAGAGUGAUCACAGUCAAAAAUCCAUCAGAGCAAUGGGCCAAGUUCAGACGUUCAUGGAGAAGACUUGAUGAGAAGGGACUCUUGGAAGAGAGGCUGAUUAGACACAUGUGGCAUGACUUCCUUCACCUAUUAGAAGGCUUGUUACAGCUGAUGCAGAAGUUUGACUUGCUGUGUGUCAAGACACACUCUGCUGAGAUGCCAGCCGUUGUCGGAUCACCCGAGGAAGGGAAUCGUCUCUUCUACGUCCCAUCCCUGCUAAAGAAGCAAGAAGAUGAGAAGGUGUGCAUGGAUAAGCUGAUGAAGUCUAAAUCAGUGGUCAUCUUGUACAUUGACUUCAAUGGGUUUCUACCUGAAGGCUUGUUCUACCGACUUAUUGUGAGGCUUGUGCAGUGGUCACAGCAUAAGGGAGGCUAUGAGCCUAGGCUCUUCUACCAACAGGCCAACCUUUAUGUGGAUGAAGAUCAUGACAUGAUCUUGAGGAUCCUGCCUCAGAAGAGAUCUUGCAUCCAGGUAGCUAUCAUGAGGGCUACAUCAACUGCAAGGGAUGGGGAAGUUGAAGAAGAUGAUGUUGAGCCGAGCCCAGUCAUUUGCAAAAUGUUGCUAGCACUGCUGGAAAUGAACCUGCUAAACCUUGGACAUACCUGGAGGAUGAAACGCAUUGACUUUGACUUCUGCAUCUUGUGUAGUGCUUGCGACAGGGAGGAGAAUCACUUCCAUAAAAUGAAGAAAUGCUUAAAGGAGAAACGUGUUCCAUGUGGGAUCCAGCGAAUGGAGACAAGACAGUUUCAACGCUUGUUUGGAGAUUGCACAACUAUGCAAGAAGCCCCCAAAUCCACUGCUACUCCAGUAAAGCACCAGGUGCCUGUUUUUCUGCGACCACUUAUCGGACUUUAUGGGGAAAUAUUAUCACCUAUCCUGCCAUUUGACCUGAUGACAGAGAUCUGCGUCCUCCUUGACCCGCCACACCCACUGUCCAAUGAUUGGAGGGCCCUAGCCUCGAAGCUUGGCUAUGAUCACUAUAUCAACUAUAUGUCCAUGAAAGUUAGCCCUACCAUGUGUGUACUGAAUGGGUGGUCUGAGAAAGGCUGGUCAGUUGAGGAUCUUAAGAAGAGUCUGGUGGCCAUUGAACGUCAUGAUGUUGUACGGUUGAUAGACAAGCAACUCCCAACAGAAGAGUGAGAUGUAUCCCAUAGCUAUGCAUUUGUGCUCUUUCUUGAAUGCGUCUGCAUAAAAAAAGAAAGGAAAUUAUAAACUGUCAUAAUAAAAACUAAUGUGCACUGCAUUUGUUCUUAAGUAGGCCUAUUGAUAUGGUAAUGGGUUCAUUUGUGUAGUACAUGAACAAAUGUGAAUUCUUUCACUCUAUCUGUAUGAUGAUUAUGUUAAUGCAAAAUUGGACAGAUCUUUAUUGCAAAAUUUUGGCUAUACUAUUUUGUACAUAUCAACCACAUUCAAGUCUUUAUAUUUGUAUUUUUGAAACGUAAUUUUAUAUUAGAAUAUGUAUUUUUAAUGUUACUGUGAUCUUAAACUUUCCAUAAGAGCAGAUAACUUCAAUUUGUAAUUUUAUAUAAUUAUAAUUAUAUAAUAAUUUUAUAAUCCAUUACUGCAGGGGUGGUCAUAAAAAUUGGUUGGAUGGCCAAAGUGAAUUUUUGAUUUAACACUGAGGGCUGCACCCAAACUUUGAUGUUUCAAGUGAGCUUCCAAAAACCUCCAAGCACUGCUAUUACACACUUUAUUCUCAGUUUCAAUGUUACUUUUUACAUAUGAUUGGUGUCGGACCAUAAAAAACAAGGUGUUUUCUAGACAAUUUUGAUUGGCGGGCCGCAAACAUAUGGUUUUUAACUCAUUGUCGCAGGUCGCAAAAAAAUCGCUGAUGCGGCCUGCGGGCCGCUCUUCGCCCACCUGUGCAUUGCUGUGAUCUUGAACUAAGUGCUAACAUGUGUUUAAAAUUCCACCUCAAUGUAUGUCUAAAAAUCUAAAUUCAGACCUGUAUAUACUGGAGACACAAAAAGAUGCUCAUUGUCUUCGAAUUAACAGUCCCAUUUGAAUCACGCAUUGAUUCUGCCCACUCACGAAAAACCAAUAAAUAUUCCACACUUGUCUCGGAUCUUACAGACACUGGCUAUGAGGGCCAACUUAUAUUUGUUUUGAGUUGGUUCCAAGGGAUAUAUCUCUAGGGAUUUAUUAAGCGUCUGAAACAAAUAAAAAAAUGUGCAAUAGCUCUGUUCCUUUUAAAAACAUAAGAGACGAAAUAUAAAAAAUAUAAAAAAUUGCAAUUAUAUCAUCAUUUUCCAUAUACUAUGCCAAAGAUCAGCCUUGAUGGAUUGACCCUCCUUUCAUGGAAAAAUUUAAUUUCAACCCCUGUAAAACAAAAAAAAAUUGGCCUAAUAAUUCCUGAUGAUUUUAAUGUUCUAUUUUUAUACUUGUUGAUGGAAUUGUUCUUCCUCCUCGUUUGAGUUUGUUACUGAUAUACCUUGCAUGCUUCCAGCUAUGGGACACUGGACACACAUAGGUCUUUGUAUGUUUCCUUUGUUUGAUAAUAAUUAUUUUGUUUAAUGAAGUGAUUUUGUAUAACGAAAAAAACUAAUGUGCACUGAAUUUGUUCUUAAGUAGGCCUGUUGUAUGUGGUGAUGAGUUCAUUUGUGUAAUAUGUGAUUGGAUGUGAUUUUUUCCACUCUAUCUGUAUGAUGACCAU